Messenger RNA from Daphnia magna, 1264 nucleotides. RefSeq lists its product as uncharacterized. The record is from RefSeq and is a predicted model, not a curated record. Lineage: Eukaryota; Metazoa; Arthropoda; Branchiopoda; Diplostraca; Daphniidae. The coding region runs from base 217 to 927 and encodes 236 amino acids. The transcript has 4 exons.
CUAGCAUUCCUUACGUGAUUGGAACUCCGUCUUCUAAGAAUAUUCGCAAAAAAUAUUUGCGUAACAGUUUGAUUAUCUAAAACUACAUCAUUACAAAGGUAAGUAAGCAAGCUACAUUUCUAUAUAAAAUUUAUCGUUAAAAAACAUGCACGUAUUAAUGUAAAUUUAAUUUACAUUAAUGUGUUUACAUUUUUAACUGUGGUAGGCUUUUGCAACAUGAUAGAUGUUUCAACAUUCGAUCUGUCUGAGUACGGUUUAAGUCUUCCACAACCAGAACAAUUAAAAUAUUGUGAGAAACUAUCUAGUAUAACUCUCAAGCAAUGCCCAUUCAAAAUACCCCGACAAUAUUGGACGAACACAAAAGAUGACUUAAAGUCUCUAGUGAAGAAAACAGACCGAAAUGAACUAUUCUAUUAUUUAAUCUAUCGGGAGUGUAAACUGGAUGGGAAGCCAAUUGAAAGUGUGAAAAGCUUAGAUUCUCACGUUAAAUUUGUAGAUGGUUACCUGAGAGACUAUUGUGCCACAAAAAUUUCCAAUGGGAUCGUGGUUGUAAAAGGUUUGGUAACACACUCUAUGGCGUACACAAAGCCACCUUUAAAUUGUUGGGUUGCAUUGGAACGGCAAGGAGGGAUUUUGUGUGGACAUUGCGAUUGCAAAGCUGGAUUGGGUGGAUCAUGUUCACAUGUUGGUGUUGUAUUAUGGGGAAUAGUAAAUCUGUCAGAAGAGACAUGUACCAGUACUUUGCAGGGGUGGCAUAACAAGAACCCUACCAAUCAUCCUGAACUUCCUACCACUAUUUCAAGUUUAAAAACCGCUAAGAGAGGUGCAAUCGUUGACAAAAUUUAUGAUGCAGUCACAGACGAGACACUUAACGCAUUGUUGGAAAACCUUAAAAAAGGACCCACCAUGUUGGAUUGCAUAGGUUGAUGGAACCGUUUAGUGCCGACUGUCUUCCUCUUGAAGUGAAAACGCCACUCCCUGAAAGAUUGACUUCACUUUUCGACCAGAGCUGGGCACGUCUUCCGAUUUGAGAAAUACAAACAAAAUGCGAAGAUCUACUUGUCCGGUAUUCCAUCACCGUUGAGCAACGAAAUGUAAUUGAACUGCUGACUAGGAGGCAAGCUAGCUGCAAGCAGUGAAACAAGGCAAGAGAGGGUAGAGUUACUGCCAGUAAAGUUUACGACGUGUCAAAAACCAACCUGAGUAAUCCUUCGAAAUCCCUAUUACAACAAGUGGCGUACCCAACGGAUUGUGCGUUCCGCUC